This is a messenger RNA of Sinocyclocheilus rhinocerous, 4884 nucleotides long. Its product is annotated as interferon-induced very large GTPase 1-like. The record is from RefSeq and is a predicted model, not a curated record. Lineage: Eukaryota; Metazoa; Chordata; Actinopteri; Cypriniformes; Cyprinidae. Gene Ontology annotation, molecular function: GTP binding. The coding region runs from base 182 to 4750 and encodes 1522 amino acids. The transcript has 3 exons.
ACAAACAGGAGCCAAAAGAAAUCGAUGCCGACAACAGGAAGAGACUAUAAAAAAAAGUACAUUCAAAAGACUUCAUCUUGACGGCAGGCGCAACAAACUGAAAACUGCAGAUGUUCUUCAGAUAAAUAAACAUUUAUCCCGUAAAGAGUCUUGUGCUGAAGAUGAGCUGGUUCAGACUUUCAUGCAAAAACUACUGAUGAUGAACUACAGAGCAAGAUACAUUACAACGAAAGAGACCAAUGUACAGAAUAAGGCAAAAGGAAAAGACAAUAUGUCAUCUGAUAAUGAGAGUGAUAUUUUUGAUGUUGUAGAAAACAUACCAUUGUCAAACAAAGGAUCAAGCCAAUCUGAGGGAAUUGACCCGAUGGAUGUUCAGAUGGCUGUGUUUCAUUGUGCUGAUGGUUUCCUGAAGCAGCUGAUGGUCACUAAACUGUCCCAGUGUCAGUACGCUCUGCCUCUGCUUGUUGCUGAUCCAUUCAAACAUCAGAUUGAGUUUCCUCUCUGGACAUUCAGACAAAUCAAUAAGAGCUGGAAGAGAAACACCAACAAUGAGAUCAUCAGUAAAACCCUGUCGAUCUACAAGGCAGAAACUCCAAUGGUGUUUUUCUUCAGGUUUGGCUCUGUGUCUUCAUCCAAGUCUCAGCUGAUGAACAGUCUGAUCAAUGAGAAACACAACACGUUCUUCCACAGGAACUGCCCAGGCAGCAGCAGAACCAGAGUCCUGAUGGAUGGAGUGGUGGAGAUCGCCUGGUUCUGCCCCUCUGGGAAAAAUGAUGAUAAAUUCACUGACUGUGUUGCGUUCUGUAAUCUACACGGUGAUGCAGGAGACCAUGAGAAACAGUUGCAGAUCCUCACUGAAAUGAGCUCAGUCAAUGUUGUGCUUCUACCACAACUGGACAGGAAUGACAGAAAUGCAGCAAAUAUCCAGAACCUGUUCAGAAAUGGAAAGCCACUCAUUUGUGUUCUUACGGAGGAUGAAUCAGCUGUGAUUGAGAUAAAGAAAGUGAAAUUCAAAAUCGGUCUGAAAAAUAGAAAUCAGUCCAUCGUUUCUGAAGAACUCAGAAGAGUUAUAAAUGAUUGUCUCUCGGACUCAUCUUAUACUUUCAGACUUGAAGAUGUGUCCAAGCAUUCAGACAUAAGAGUAGAUGAGGCAGAUGAUGAAGACUGCAUGAGAGGAAGAGAAGCAGCACAGCAGAUGAUGAGUUUACUAGAGAAGAAAGAUCUGACAAAAGUCAAAGAAUCAUUUCUGCCUCAUCAGGGGAAACUGUGGCAUCAGUGGUGUCAGAAGAACAAAGAACUACAUAGACUUCGAGGAGAUGAGAUAGAAAUGGACAUCAGUAGAAAACAAACAGAAAUGAAUGAAAUCCGUCAAUGGCAGCAUGAGUCUGACAUCAGUAAGUUUAUGAAACUCUUUAUUAAAGAAAUUAACUCGCAUGCUGCAAAAAAUACAUUUUUCCUUAAAUGGCUCAGAAUCCUUCUGGAUGAGCAUACAUCAGCUGAUCUUUCUGCUCUACAUCACAAAUAUGAUGAAAAGUGGUCAGCAGUUGUAAAACUGAAAGAGAGUCAUAAUAAAUCUGAACAACUCAAAGCUGAACAAACAGAACUUGAGAGAAUAUCCGAGGAUCUUCAAGCUGCAGCCUUUGGUUUGGAGCACAUCAUGAGGGAGAUCGGUCAGAUCUAUGAAUCAUGUUCAUCUGUGAAGAAGAAGAACAAGAAAGACCUGAAAGACUUCUCUUCUCUCCCUAGUUUUGCAGCACAGAUGAUGAUCUCUGGAUUUCCACUGGAGCUGAUGGAUGGAGAUGCUGCUCAUGUUCCUGUGAUCUGGAUCUCUGCUGUUCUAGAUCAACUCAUCAAGAAACUGGGAGACCAGAGUAGUGUCUUUGUGCUGUCAGUUUUAGGGAUCCAGAGCUCUGGGAAAUCCACCAUGCUUAAUGCUAUGUUUGGACUUCAGUUUGCGGUCAGUGCUGGCCGGUGCACCAGAGGAGCUUUCAUGCAGCUGAUCAGAGUCUCAGACGAGAUGAAAACACUGAUGCAAUUUGACUAUUUUCUGGUUGUUGAUACCGAGGGACUUCGUGCUCUAGAACUGGCUGGAAGAUCAACAAGACAUCAUGACAAUGAACUGGCCACAUUUGUUGUUGGUCUUGGAAAGCUGACACUGAUCAACAUCUUUGGUGAAAACCCAGCUGAGAUGCAGGACAUUCUUCAGAUUGUUGUUCAGGCUUUCCUUAGAAUGAAGAAGGUCAGACUGAAUCCCAGCUGUGUGUUUGUGCAUCAGAACGUUUCAGACCUCACAGCUGGAGAGAAGAACAUGGAGGGAAGGAGACGACUGCAGGAGACACUGGAUGAGAUGACAAAACUCGCUGCUAAAGAGGAAGAAUGUGCUGCAGAAUGUUUCAGUGAUGUGAUUAGAUUUGAUGUUCAGAAAGAUGUGAAGUAUUUUGCUCAGCUCUGGGAGGGCAGCCCACCCAUGGCACCACCAAACCCAAACUACUGUGAGAACAUUCAAGAACUGAAGGAAACUAUUGUAUCCCAUGCUUCAAGAUCACGUGGAAUGAGACUGAAAGACUUAAAAGAUCGUAUUAAAGAUCUCUGGGAGGCUUUACUGAAUGAGCGAUUCGUCUUCAGCUUCAGAAAUUCUCUGGAGAUUUCAGCCUACAGGAAACUGGAGACCGAAUACAGCAAGUGGUCCUGGAGUCUUCGCAGUGCCAUGAUGGAAACUGAGAACAAACUACACAACAAAAUAGAAAAUGAAGCAAUUCAUGAGGUCGAGGAAACUGAUAUUCAAAAAGAACUAAAGGAGACAAGUGAAGAAGUGAAAAAAUCAAUGUCUGAAUUCUUUGAAAAAGACAGAGAUGCAAAUAUACUGAUUCAGUGGAAAACAUCAUUUGAAAUCAAAAUCAAAGAGAUUCAGGAAAACAUUGUGAGAGAAACAAAGAGAAAAUUGAACGAGAUUCUCCAGCAGCGAGACCUUAAGAAAACGAUUGAUGCUCAGAGGACACAUCAUGAAAAUACGCUCUUUGAAAAGAGCAAAGAACUUGCCUUAAAACUAAAAGACAAAGCAAAAGAUGAAGAAACACUGAAGAAAGAGUUUGAUUUGUUUUGGGAACAGAGUGUGAAGAAGAUCAUCAGAGACACUCCUCCAAUCAGAGACAUUGACAUAAUGAGAGAUGUGAGAGAGAUCCUCAGUGACAUCUAUAGAAGUGUUCCUGCUGAUCACUGGAGGAAGAGCAGGGAUAUUUUCACUGUGACGAGUUAUACAGAUUAUGUACUGUUAAAGAAAUCCAGUGAAAAUACAGGACAUAUUAAAAAAGCCUUGAGAGCUGUUAAAGAGACAUUUCGUUAUGCUCUAUCAAAAGAGGAUGAAGCUCAAAUUAGAUCUUUAGUCACAGAUGUUGAUCAGCAGACAGACAAACAGAUUCUGUCAUUUAACAUUUCAAAGAUGGGCUACAACAAAAGCUACAUUCAACAAAUCAUAGAUUACCUCAAGACAAAGGUAACAGAACAUGAGGAAGGACAAGUGAAAUAUGUAUUCAAGAAUGAAUUCUUUAGGGAUUUGGUUCUUUCCAUCUGUAUGAGAGCAAACAGGAAGAUCAAUGACCAACACAGACUUUUUAAGGAAGCCAAUGAUCCUGUAAUAUAUGUUGAGAAGAAGAUAAAAGAGUACUAUAGUAUUUUCCAGAAAUGCUGUCAUGGAUCCACAUCAGCUGUUAUAUUUGGUGAGAUCAUCUGUCAGAAACUGAAAGAGCCCAUUGAACAGAGCGUCUACAAGAAGACUGCCAGAGAUCUGACGGAUGAAAUGAGAUCAAACUGUGAAUCACUGAAUGGAAACAGGUCAAAUCUGGACAAACACAUCUUGAAGACACUGGCAGAAGAGAAGGAUUUUGACAAAUACAUAAGCUACAUUCAUAAUCCCAGAGAGCACUUCAAGAGUUUCAUCAGAGAUGAAGUCAGUCGGUACAACACUGAUAAGUUCAGUGACAGUGUUUUACCCAAGAUGAAGGAGAACAUUGAACUCCUGCAGCAGAAGAUCAUGAGAGCAGCACAUGAAUCUACUGAACAUGUUCAAGAGAACAGAGGAGAUGCUGGUUUGUGGUUGAAGAGAUUCACACAGCAGCUCUCAGAUGAGCUGAUCUUCUCUGAAAAAGACCUCAGUGGAGUCAAACAUGACGAUGUUGAUGAUUUCAAACUGCUAGGAGAUGUGAUAAGAAAAGAACUUACUUCUAUAAUGUCUGACAUCAGCCGUAGAUUCAACACAAAGACAUUUGCAGAAAAGCUGGACUGUAAGUUUAGACCAGAUAAGCUUCUGAUCGAUCACUUCUGUCAGUGCUGUUGGGUUAAGUGUCCCUUCUGUAAAGCCAUCUGCACCAACACCAUAGAAAACCAUGAUGGAGAUCACAGGGUUUCUUUUCAUCGUGUUAGUGGAAUAACUGGGAGGUAUCAAAAUGAUUCAACAUACCUGACUAUAACCAUCUGCACAUCAGCUGUAGCAAGUGAUCGAUGUUUUCAUCCCAAUAAAUCUGAUUAUGUACACCCCUGGAGAGAAUACAGAACAGCAGGAGAAAGAUUUGCUAACUGGAGCAUCACCUCUGAUCUCUCUGAACUGCCCUACUGGAAGUGGUUUGUGUGCAGAUUCCAGAAAGAUAUUGAAGAAUACUACAAAAAAACAUUUGAGGGGGAGAAGGGUACAAUACCAGAUGAAUGGAGAAAAUUCUCAGAACAGGAAGCAAUUGAUAGUUUGGAUAACAUUUGAACAACUGCAACAGGUUCCUUUUUAAAGUCUGUGUAAGGUCGAUAUUAAAUGUGUGUUCUGAGUUUAUCACACCACAGAAAAGUGUGUUAUUAACCACCCAGCCAAAUUUGAAUGCUAAAAAAACCCGCCGAGUG